Molecule: messenger RNA, 1892 nt
Organism: Helicoverpa armigera (cotton bollworm)
Lineage: Eukaryota; Metazoa; Arthropoda; Insecta; Lepidoptera; Noctuidae
Product: enkurin domain-containing protein 1
Exons: 4
Coding region: 209-1198 (329 amino acids)
Cellular component (GO): cytoplasmic microtubule
Source: RefSeq, a predicted model, not a curated record
UAGACAAUAUUGUUGACAGUUUUUUGAAACAGUGACAAAAACCGAGCGCAAAUUACAAAAAUCACUGAAUUAUUUUUUAAUCUUGAAAAUAUUUAAAGUGCAGAAGGAUGAACAUUUACAUCAAUUAGAAAAGUGUACUUGAUAUCGAACGCUAAAUAAUGAGUGUAUAUUUUCUUUGUUUAGAUUUUGUUAACGUUUGAUAAUAAUAAUGUAUACUUUGAAGGGUAUCUUCCCCGAACCAAAGAAAGAACAGAAAAAGAACUUCAUCAGAGAAAACAUGAAACAGCUAAAAUAUAUUCAAAGCAAAUCUCCUAAAGAGCCAAAAUAUAACACGAAAAAUGUCCACCCGCCGCGAUUGACUAACCCCAUUGCAGCUGGGAGCUCCCUCGGCCAGGUGAAGUCAUCACCUUCUAACAAAAGUGGGAAGACCUCAAUCAAUAUUGCAAAGACUAGCUCUACAAAUACUCGCAAAAAAAUUACAGACAUACGUAUCAAAAAAGGGGACAUGGCAGAGUUUCUCAAAAGGAAAGAAAUGAGACAGGCGAAGGCAGUGGAAGAUUGUGCCGAUGAAGAAGUAAAGUCAAAUGAGUCAUCAGGCCGUCUCCGGGACAUUGGAUGUCAAACCAUAGAGUCUAAUCUUGCACAGAAACUGGCUGAAAGUGCAAAGUUGACUAUGCUGUAUCCCAAGAAAGAGGGUGAGGAUGCGGAAGCUAAGAUGAAAGCUAGCGGGGACAGUGGACACCACAGAAGUCCUCCGCCUUCACAGACUCCCCGCCGAGCUGGUGAUGAUCUAAUAGAUGUUGAACGAAACCGUAGCCGGUUGAACUCUAUCCUGGAAAGAAAAGAUAACAAGGACCCGUAUCUGCCAUCAGGCUAUCAGAAGGGCGUAUUACCUAAGUACCUGCGUGAGCGAAAGGAACAGGGGCCUAAGGACACUGAAGGCGUCCGGGCUGAUGAUGAUCACUCCAUAUGUCCAGCCGGACAUGUCACACUGCCUGAUACUGAACGCAAGGAGACCUUGCGGAUGCUUAGGAAUAGUUUUGCAGAACUAGUAAGUGAACUGAACAAAUUGCCUGUAAAAACAGACACAUUGAAGAUGCGAAAUAGGAAAAUGGAGCUAGAAAAACAGUUAGCAAAGCUUGAGGAGGGAAUCAAAGUGUUUUCCCGACCCAAGGUGUUUGUAAAAAUAGGGGAGUGAGUGGCCGAUGCUUGUUCAGUAACAACUUGUAAAUUUAUGGUGAUGUACUGGGCAGGGCGGUCAGAUUUGUAAAUAUCUUAAAGCCAUCAAUAUGUUUGAAAUGUCAAAAGAUAAUUAAGCUGUUGUUAUAUAUUUUUUAAUUAAGAAAAAAAUUUGUAGCAAUAGAAAUUAUGUUUAGCCUUAGUUUUUAAUUAUUGCAUGUUCACAAUCGCGAAUUAUAGACUAAAUUGAAAGGUACAUCCAUCUUUAAGUGACACAUUUCUUAGUUAGAAAUCAAAUAUUAGAUGUUGAUGUUGCGACCCUUUCGCACUGUAAUGUCAAUAGGUCUGACUGCACAAGCCCAGUAACGGAUUCCGUCCAAAUCCAAAUUGUAUGUCGCGUUUGUUGUAAGAUGUCUCCAAAUUAUUGUGAUAUCGCUCAGAAGUUAAUCCGACGUUAUCGUAUGUUAGUAUUAAUUAUAUUAUUGUAUGUUAUUCGUUGUUGUAACUAAUAUAAUUAGAUACGUUUGUAUGAUUUACAGUGUUUCUAUAACUUUUUUUGGAGAUUUAAAUACAAUUAUUUGUGUUUUUAGUCCAUUUCUUUGACAAAUGAAAUAGGUUGUCGUUAUAAUAGAAAUUUUAUUUCUAUAACUUGCAACAAGAUGGCGUGAUACCAUCGAUAUUUGAUUUAUAAAAUAAAUUAAUCUCUAAAGCUA